AUGUGGGAUAACCAUUUUUCAUUCACUGCUGGGCAUAAUGGGUUCGGAAGCAAUUACAGCGCUGAAUUGGUUGUGUCACCUCUAGACGAUAACUACCAAUCGCUAUUAGAUAACAUUUCAUCUAUAUCCGAUCACCAUUGCCUCAAAUUCGAUCAAGACUGCUUCAUUCUCUCUCCAUUCUCUCUUUUAUACAACGAUUCUGCGAGCACUAUUGCACAGUUCAACCAGCUCCCAUAUGCUAUCACUACCAUCUUGUUCCACGACUCUCACGAUCACUCCCUCUUCUUCCAGAAUCUUAGCGCGCUUGACGCACAUGCUGUACCCUCUCAAUCCCCCCACAAGGAAAUCUCCAUCCAUCGAAACCCACACUCUGCGUACCCUUCAUCACUCCCUUACAUCUUCGGUAUAGCCUACGUUCUCUUCAUCAUUUACUUGUCCAUAUCCGUCUCCCGUCUUCAUCAGGUCCACUCGCGCUUCGGUCUAGCUAUUACAGGCAUAGCACAGCUCUGUGUAUCUACCAUCAUGUCAAUAUCUCUCCUCGAGUUGUGCGACUGGAGACUGCGCCUAAUUCCAUGGACCGUAGUCCCAUUCGUGAUUGUUGUCGUUGGUGUAGAGAACAUGCUCACAAUUGCGCGUGCAGUGGUAUCUACAUCAAUCUCGCUCCCUGUACCUGAACGUGUUGGUCAGGGCAUGGCUAAAGUCGGUCCAGUUAUCGGUAUGACUGUUCUUUCGGACCUCACUCUACUCGCUAUUGCGGGCUAUCUGCUGCCGGGGAUGAUCAGAGAAUUCUGCAUUUUCGCCUCUGUCGUUAGUGUGAUUGACUACUUUCUGCAGUCCACCUUUUUCAUUACUAUUCUUUCGGUGGAUAUACAGCGAUUAGAGCUCUCCGACCUCAUUCAUCAAGGUAUUCAGCCAGGUGCUACGGCCCCUGCCCAUGCUCAUACUCACAGUCCCUCCGAUACCCCCAAGAAGCACACCUUCACUUCGAAUCCGCUGAUAAUAGCUACAAAGGCAGUGUGGAAAGCGCGCUCAACGCGCAAUGCGAGUUUGUUAGUGCUGAUACUGAUAAUGAGCACACUCUACUACAUGACGCUGCCAUCGCAAGUACACUCACACUCACACGCACACUCCCAAUCACACUUGGACGCACCCGAACACAACUACAACCACUCGCCCACCUUCACCUUCUCACAACACGUUUGGUCGAUCCUCUCAGAGGAUGGGGCGCAUGCGUUCGUGAAUAUUCACAUCAAUCCACCUACUUUCCUCACUACUUAUGCGUCUCAGGAAAAACUUGACGCGCUUGAGCAGCAGGAGCUAUUUGCACCGCGCACACGCGCGUUUCUAUGGUCGGUCAAGGUUGUCGUUCUCCCCAUUGGAUCUUCUCUCGUCGCCCUCUACUGCCUCCUCCUCUUUCUGCUUAAAGAUAAGGAGCUCCAUGAGCUGCAGCGGAGCAAACUCGACGAGAGUGUGGGCAUGAGCAGGGGUGGGAGUGGUAGUAAUAUUGAUGCGCAGCCCCCGAGCGAGCAUCAGCAGCUGCAACCGCAUAGAAGGGAGGAAAACUCACAAUCAAACCCUCGCUCAAAAUCACACUCUCUACAAAUCAAUGCCUCCGUUGAAGUGGUAGAUAGCGUCGACAUCGCCCACGUCGCAUCCACACCAUCUCUGCUGGCGUGGUGUACGGUGCUUGAUGAUGUCAAUGUGGUGCACUGCGGCCAACGCUUCCUUCUGACUAUUCCGUCGCAAUCUGAGGCUAACAAUGAAGCUAAUGGCCCGGUUGCGACUGCCAAAGUGACUGCGCUGGUGGCGAGCAAUUCUCUGAUCGCCGUUGGUUGGACCGAUGGGGCAGUGAUAUUGUGGGAUAUGCGCAGCGGUGUCCCUGUUCCACGUCACCUCGAAGGUCUGCGUAGUGGUGAAGAUGGAGAGUCUGUGGACUCUUCCUCGCCUAUCUCGCCUGUCCCCGUAUCUGCAUUGGAAUUCAGAAGCAGUUGCGGAGUUGCUGGCGAUGCUAGCGAUGCUAGCGAUGGUAAUGACCCUAAUGAUGCUAACCAUGUCAAUGAUGAUAACGAUGGCAACUCCGCCUCCGCUGCGGACGUGUUGGUCUGCGUAUACUCUAAUCAAUCCGCUUUGUUUUGGCGCUUAGUUGAUUAUCGCAGCUUCACCAUCACUCAUCACGCACAAUUUGUCUUUUUGUCAAAGCCGCAAGUUUUCGUUGGUGUGAGGGGUGCACAGGGAGAUACAAAUACACUGAGCAUAUUCACCUACGAUUGCCACAGACAGUCCAAGAUUUUAUGGGGCAAAUUGCAGCGGUACUGGGAUGAAGAUGCCCAUGAAAAAGGAGGCAAUCAAGACACUCUCAUCGACCUCGUUGAGAUGGGACGCAAGAAAGUGGUUUUCUUUCAAUCAUCCCAAGGUGCCAUACGCGCUGUGGAUGUGGGGGGAGAGUGCAGCCAAGUCAUUGGAGUGUUGGAGGGAAUACUCUCAGACACUCCCACUCUCACUCAUGUUGAAAUAGUCAAACCGAGAUUGUGCACGUGCGCGUGCAGCGAUGAUGCGAUUGCUGUGCAUGUGCUCAGAUGCACCCUGCAUUCUGUCUCGUUGGAUAUGCUGACUGUUGGCAUGAGUGGGGAUGUCCCAAGCACCAACUUGAGUGAUGCAAAGGAUGUAAAGGAUGCUAGUAACGCAAGCAAUACCAACACCAAUACCAGCACACCAACACCAAUGCUGCUCCGAAACAGAUCGCGUAAGGGUGGCGCAGGAACCAGCAGCCACAGCCAGACUGAGGAGGGAGUUGGGUACCCGUUAGCUAACCAUGGGUUCUCACGACGGGUGAGUGCAGCGAAAGGUGAAAAUGGCGAUGGUUGCUCGACGUGCACACAUACACACCCACUUACACUCCCCUCACACACUUCACCGCUACAUUUGGACGCGCGAUUUAACACCUGCGCAACAUUCACCGACUGCGUCGUCGGUGUUUGUCGCAAUGGUCGCAGUUGGGAGGCGUGGCGCGUCGCGUUAUCGCAUUGCGAAGAUGCCGUCGUGGAGAGAAGGUCGUUUGAAGUGGGUCAUGUGCGCGAUGUGCGAGGUGUCAGAAGCGAGUUUGCCGGUAGUACACAUAGCAGUGGUAGUAUUAGUGCUCAUAGAAGCAGUAACAGACCGCGCUUAGAGUCGCUAGGUCGACGAAGGGAUACUCAUCGUAUUCUCUAA
Wallemia ichthyophaga EXF-994 is the source of this 3207-nucleotide messenger RNA. Its product is annotated as Sterol regulatory element-binding protein cleavage-activating protein. The coding region runs from base 1 to 3207 and encodes 1068 amino acids. The record is from RefSeq and is a predicted model, not a curated record. Gene Ontology annotation, molecular function: sterol binding. The transcript is spliced from 5 exons. NCBI's taxonomy places the organism in Eukaryota, Fungi, Basidiomycota, Wallemiomycetes, Wallemiales, Wallemiaceae. Gene Ontology annotation, cellular component: Golgi membrane; endoplasmic reticulum membrane. Gene Ontology annotation, biological process: SREBP signaling pathway.